This is a messenger RNA of Rangifer tarandus platyrhynchus (Svalbard reindeer), 594 nucleotides long. The record is from the annotation of a GenBank genome assembly. NCBI's taxonomy places the organism in Eukaryota, Metazoa, Chordata, Mammalia, Artiodactyla, Cervidae.
AUGAGGCCCAUCUGCCUGGAGCCCGUGCUCUGCAACAGGAGAAGCCGCCACGAUGAGAAGCCCAUCUGCCUGGAGCCCGUGCUCUGCAACAAGAGAAGCCACCAUGGUGAGAAGCCCAUGCGCUGCAGCAAAGAGUGGCCCCUGCUCACCAGGACGAAAGCCCCCACACAACAACGAAGACCCAGCACAGACAGCGAUAAAGAAUGUUUUAAAAGAGUUUCCAAGAGGUAUUCAGAUGGUGCUCCUGACUCCCAGGAGGCAGCAGUGCACAGGGGGCCACACGCCAUGAACCCCACUCACCUACACGGCUCCUGCCAGAGUCACCCCCCAGCUGAAUCCUGUCCAGGGCUUGGGAGCCUGUGGGUGCCCUGUGGGUCCACAAGAGACUCUGAAGUGGUCCUGAAAGAUUUCCUUGGUAGUCUGCCUCAGUUGCUUGGUAAGUUGCUUCCUCCUUUUCUCCUCCUCCAUAACUCGGAAAUGAGCUCUUUUUGUGACUUGUGUCUCCAGGAGCCCCUGGAGGUCAGGGCUGAGGAAGACAGGCUACCAGCUCAGCACACCUGCUGGCUGAGUUCCCUAGAGACAGGGAACCUCUGA